Molecule: messenger RNA, 1658 nt
Organism: Somion occarium
Lineage: Eukaryota; Fungi; Basidiomycota; Agaricomycetes; Polyporales; Cerrenaceae
Source: the annotation of a GenBank genome assembly
CUGCUUCGAAAUCUGUACACAUCACCUGGGCCUUCAAGGUCAGUAUCGCGUUACCUCGAUGCGGUCGCAUACAACUCUCUUCUCGCGUACCAGGGGCCAUCAACCUUCUCCUGGCCUUCUGCACAGUGCACAUACUUAUAUUGAUGGCGUACCUUUAAUGAGAAUGGGCCAUACCUGACGCAUUGACCUCCAUUGGCCUUUGACAUGAUCACUGCCUAGUGCUUUCUUUGACCUGCUACAACUUCUCAAGCGGGGCCUUUGACCAUCGAGGUAAGUUGGCCAUGUCUUUGUUCUCCGAGAGACAUAAAUAGCGGUGCGUGUGGACCUCCUUCAAUCCGUAUCCAAAUAACCAAAGUCAAUUAUCGCCACUCGAGGUUAGCUCUUUCAAUGCCUGUUCAUCGCACAGAACGUCCUAAAUCUCGAGCUCGUGGUAGAAAUAACUGUCCCUUUUGUAAACAAUACUUUCCUGGCAAAUCGCUCAAGACGCAUGUUGAAGAAAUCCAUUUGAAAGGCAGACGUCCAACUCCAGACGAUCCGCUGCAUAUAUGCACAUUUCCGGGCUGCGAUAAGUGGUUCAUCCAGCGAACCAAUCUCCAGACGCACGCAAAGAUGCAUACGGGCGUCAGGGAUAAGAUUUGCCCUCAUCUAGUUCCAAGUGAGUCUGAUUCGGGAGAGCUGGAGAAAUGCCUAUGGAAUUCCGGAGAUCCUGCGUCUCUUACACGUCACAGAAGGGACGUUCACGGAUAUCGACCCAGUCACAAAAAUUCAGUAGACCCAUGGGUUACGGAGGAGAGCAGUGAGCACCAUGGGGGAACGCUGAACUGGGAUGAGGCUCGGGGGAUACAACCCGGGAGAAGUCAAGUUAAUGCAGAGGCGAAUGGACCACGUAAGUCUCGGAGUCGGCCGUCCGGCGGCACUCCUGCUCGUACACGAAAUCGACAGUCUCCUACUGCAACGCGACCACGCCGUCCUUUCCCUACUUUACUCCUCCCGCCUGGCGCUGUUGGGGUUUUAGGUAUCCCUCCGAACCCUCGGGCUAUAGCACUGAUUCUGCAAAUGCAAGGACGUGCCCUGGACGCCGAAUCCAUUCUUGCUCAAGCUGCUGGUCCAUCCAGAAGUUCGCUCGUUAAUGUUGAUGUCCCGAAGAGCCGUUCUGCCGAAGCCCAGGUGGGAUCGUCGCCUAGAGAGCAGAGUCCAACGCCGGAGCCCUCUCAAGUGGCUGAACCCCAACAAGAAGCUCUUGUCAAUACACCGUCCCGCCUGGACGGUCUGCCGGCGCUCAAAGACAUCAGAAAGGCACGCAGUGGACGGCAGUACCGUCGAGAAGAUAAUGGGCUCCAAGUCGAAUUUCAACGUGGCGUCUGCUAGUUCAGAGCAGUGUAGCAAAUUCACAAGAGACGCUCCCUGAAUGCCCAACCAGGAAGCUGCAUUGUGUCUGCACCCUGGAUGAAACUCUUCCUCUUUCAUCGCCGUCUCAUCACAAUCUAAGUCUCUGUAUAUUUUCCGGUUCGGCGGGGAGUAUGUAUAGUCUCCCCUCGCCUAAAACGAGUUUGUGAAGGCCACAGUUUUCACUAUUUAUGCUAAACCUCCUCCCUAUUUAUCUAUGCCUAUGGUUUAUGUCAUACCAUAUCACGUAAUGCAAAGCCCAAUGCGUGGAU